Messenger RNA from Plectropomus leopardus (leopard coralgrouper), 652 nucleotides. Lineage: Eukaryota; Metazoa; Chordata; Actinopteri; Perciformes; Serranidae. The record is from RefSeq and is a predicted model, not a curated record.
CAGGUGUGAAGAUGUCCGCUCCUCUCUCCGGGUUUGGACGCCGUGUCCCGGCUAUCUGUCCGGUGGGUCUGUGUCCGCAGCUCCGGAGGGGUCUUCCGGUGAGGUGUCCGCCGGGGACUCGGUGGCUGUCACGCGCAGGAGCAGGUACCGGAGCUGAAGCUAACGUGCUAAUGUCGGUGGGCUUCGCAUGCUAAUCGAUAAACGCUGUCCUCGCGGAGGACACCUGAGACCGCUGGAGGGCGUCCGAGUGUUGGACCUGACCAGAGUUCUGGCGGGCCCCUUCGCCACCAUGAUACUGGGAGAUCUGGGAGCUGAGGUGAUCAAAGUGGAGCGACCAGGCGCAGGCGACGACACCAGAGCCUGGGGUCCUCCGUUUGUCGGAGCAGAGAGCGCCUAUUUCCUCAGCGUCAACCGAAACAAAAAGGUGAGUGUGUGUUCUUUGCUUUUCACUGGUUACUGUUUGUCUUCCUGCUGAGAUUUUACUCACCUGUGGAUUUUUUUUGGCAGCUGACGGUCAAAUGUCAGCCGCCUUAGAUGUUAUUGUUUCCACGUCUACCUGAGUAUUAACACACGGACAUAAAAUAUACAUAAAAACACUUUUUUACUGUGCGGUCGCUCGCUGCAGUGACGUGAAUUUGACCUUUAAAAUACA